AUGGCGAAAUUGCAAUCCACAAUGUUCUUCACAUUGGCUGCAAUCUUGGGUCACUUCAUUGUAGGACAGGCAAGUGCAUUCACUCACAUUGUUGGAGGAAGCCAUGGCUGGCGUGUGCCCGAGAACCAAACCUACUUUCAAGAAUGGGCCAAACCAAGAACUUUCGGCGUCGGUGACCGACUUGAAAAAGUUUCAGUUUUUCCAUCCAGACCUUGUGGCAACAAUGUGGUCAUGGUAAGCAAGGAAGAUUUUGAAGCGUGCACUCAAGACAAAGUGUUUAACAUGUACUACGAGGGACCAACAAUUCUAAACCUCACACAAGUUGGGGACUACUACUUCUACAGUGGCGUUGGGAAGCAUUGUGAGGCUGGUCAAAAGCUUCACAUCACCGUUGGUGACAAAGAGGGCUUUUCCGGCGAUCACUUGCCGUUUAAGUCGUUUUCCACCGAAGAUGAUGCCACCACAGCCGCCACCUCUCCCGUCCCAUCUCAGCUUCCAAAUGCUAAGCAUUCCUCAGCCACCACCAUUCAGGAUGUUGGUGUGGUUUCCGCUAGUUUAUUGUGCUUCUUGCUUUCAUUGUUGAUAUAA
This is a messenger RNA of Morus notabilis, 588 nucleotides long. RefSeq names its product stellacyanin. The coding region runs from base 1 to 588 and encodes 195 amino acids. The record is from RefSeq and is a predicted model, not a curated record. Lineage: Eukaryota; Viridiplantae; Streptophyta; Magnoliopsida; Rosales; Moraceae. The transcript has 2 exons. Gene Ontology annotation, molecular function: electron transfer activity. Gene Ontology annotation, cellular component: plasma membrane.